AUGUUUGCUCUGCCGAGCCCUAAAACAUUACAAAAUGUUUUAAGCAGUGUGUCGAUAACUACUGGAGUCAGUCCAAUAGUUAUGAAAGUGCUUAAAGAAAAAUCUGAAAAGUUGAAACCACUUGAAAGAUGUUGUUCAUUGAUGUUUGAUGAAGUGUGUCUAAGCAGUGGUUUACAUUACAACAAAGCGACAGAUCAAAUUGAUGGGUUUGUUGACAGUGCAUCUAACAGAAAUCAAGAGUAUGCUGAUCAUGCACUGGUGUUUAUGAUCCGUGGCAUAAAAAAAAAAUUCAAGCAACCAGUAGCAUAUACUUUUUGUCAAGGUGCUACAAAACAUGAAAAAUUGGCAUGUUUAUUGAAAGAAGUUGUAAGAGAAGUCCACAAGACCGGCUUACAAAUAGUAGCGACAAUUUCUGACCAAGGACGUUCUAAUGAAAGUGCUAUAAAACUUCUAAUUAAUGAGACAAAAGGAUUUUUUAUCAAGCGCAAUGAAAAAUAUACAGAUGAUAUUUAUGAAAUACAAGUGGAUGAACAAAAAACUAUCCAGAUUGUUCAUAUUUUUGAUGUCCCACAUUUGAUAAAAUGCAUCAGAAAUAACCUUUUAACAAAAGAUUUAAUUUUUUCAAUGAAUGGGGAGAAAGGUUGUGCAAAGUGGUCCCACAUACAAGAUCUGUACAAUAUUGACAGUGCAAUACCGGAUUGUAAAAUGUGUAACGUGCCAACUACUUCAACUCAAUAUUGA
This is a messenger RNA of Macrosiphum euphorbiae (potato aphid), 741 nucleotides long. The record is from the annotation of a GenBank genome assembly. Lineage: Eukaryota; Metazoa; Arthropoda; Insecta; Hemiptera; Aphididae.